AUGGGGUCCCCCUGCGGCCUGGUGGGGAGCGCCACCUUGGACACUUCCGUGCCUGCCCUGCAGGGGCCGCUCCAGGGCCCCGGAGCACAGCGCCCUGCGGAUAGGCUGUGCCCGGACCUGAGGCGCCGGCCUGAGGCGCCGGCGUGUCAGGUAAAGGGUUCCCCCUUCCCGCCUGUUCCCUCCACCGCCAAGGAAGGGGCGGGGCAGGGUCCCGGCCCUCGCUGCAGAAGGGGAGCCUCCAGCCCUGCCUGGAUGCACCCCUCGGGGCUGCGGGGAUCUGUGGGCCUCGGGGGUCUGGGGCACUCCAUUCUUGGGGAAGGAUUGCGCCAAUCAGAAAGAGAAGCCUAUGCAUUCAUACUAGAAUUUCUAGAAGAAGAACAUAUGUCUGAGUUCGCCAAGCUGAAGUUCCUGAGGGCUGUGGAAACUUUGAGUAGUGCUGUGCGUGCCCAGGCAGAUGGCAAUAUGGACAAUUACUAUCCCAAAGCCAUCCUGGCCAAGAAAAUUGAGAUACUAAUUCUUGAAGAAUCCACUGAGAUUUUGAUGGGCAACAUGCGUCAGCAAGCCAUGUUCUGCAUCGUGGCGCUGAGGUGCCUUUCCUGCCCUUACCCCUCAGAGCGCCUGGUCUCUGGUGCUGAGAACAUUUGGGUUGGGAGGGAGAGCAAGAAACUGGAUCUGGUAAAUGUGGGCGUCUCCAGCCUGUUCUCUCUGCCGCCCAUCAUGCCCAGCCUGUACCGAAGAGACAAUGCAAGUCUCUACCUCCAGACAGUCCAGGCCUUAGAUGACAUGUUGCAGGCUCUUGUGAUGGACGGUAUGAACCCCAACAUGCUCAUACUAGAACACUUCCUGGAGGAAUUAAUGGCUCUGAAUCUCAUCCUUCAGAGACCACUUUACCCCUUCCGCUGGCCUAGCAGCAGUCAGGGAUGUGGGAAUCAGGAGAAGGAAGGGAGCAGCACUCCCACAGAAGGUGUUCACAAGGUCUCUUUACUCCUUUUCCAGAUCAUCUUACCUUGGUCAUUACUGUCAGACAAAGUGCACGAACAGAUGCGGGCCUUGGGCACUAUUUCCCGGCUGCUGAGGUUUAUUUGCAAUUUCCCGGAACUGUCACACAUGGAGGAAUUCUCAAUGAGUGGGAAACUGAUGAGCAUCUUUGGCCUCUUCUGCAUGGGCUGCAACCACGAGAUCAGCAUAGAGGCAUCGGAGGCAUUGCAUUACCUGUUCAAAAUCCUUGCGCUUCAGAGAAGUGUGAAACAGAAGACAGAGACUAUCCUGAAGGAUUUGCAGAAGCAUUUCCGUGGAGCAUGGCUUGCCAGCCUGCAGGAUCUAACACUGUUCUUCAAGAAAUACCUGACCCCUGAGGAGAGAGCAGAUAUGAUCAUGGUGAGCAUGGAGGCCAUGACCAACACCAGCAGGCAUGACAUCUCUGCAGCUUCCAAGAUGUUAAAGAUGAUCCUGAAGUACACGAUUCCAGAGAUCGGGAAGGUGCCGGAAAUCAUCCAGUACAUUUACUACCACAUGAACAGCAUUACAGAAACCACAGCCCAAAAGACCAUUAAGAAGAUCCUGUAUUUGCUGUCCCAGUACUACACUGAUGAAGUUAUCCUGACACUAUUGAAAAUAGAAGAUCAGUCACAAAAGGGGGUUUGCAGACCCUGGGAAAUCCUGACAUCCUUCCCCAAAGGCUACGAAAUGAUCAUGGACUAUCUGCUCCAGAGGCUGACUCCACAUCAGAGAUCAAAGGACCAGGAGCCCAGCCACAGAACAGAGAUCUCACCACUGAUUGCCACCAGAGCCAUCCAUGAGCUCCUGCUGGAGCCCAGUCGGCAGAUGGAGGUGCAGUCCUUCUUCUCCUCCUUGUUCAUGGCCCUGCUGUUCCAGAUCUCCUUUUUGGUGGUUGAAGUGGACACUGAAAUAAGCCAGGAUCAGCAACACAUAGCUGAAUGGGUGGACCCUAUAAGUUCUACCGUGGAGGCCCUGAAGACCUUGAUGCGAAGUUCUGGGUAUGGGGACUAUGUAUCUUCUAUACAGAGACAUGGGGGCUGGUGGCUUCUUGUCAAUCCUGAAAGACACUAUGACGGAGUCACUGUGCUGGCCAGGUCCCUGGUCAUCAAUAACUGUUGGCACAACCGCCCCCUCUUCAGCUCCAUCAUCAGAUUCCUCCAGGACCCAGACUGCAAGAAUCACUUAACGGCCCUUGUGUUCCUGACAGAGUUGCUCCAGUGCCCAGAUGUGGCAGCCUUAGUGGAUGACUUCACCACCCGCAUUCUGGCAAACUGGUUCAAGAGUGAGGAGCCAGCCAUGGUGAAGCCACUGCUGCAGAUGCUAGAGGUCUUUGCGAAGCAUGAAAACAUGGUCCCCUGGAGAUUGCUCAUCAUCAGGGAUGAGAAGGGCAGUGGCGACAGAAACUUAUGGCAUGGUGGGAGGAGGCGGCCUCCUCUGGUUCCUCCCCUUUUCUCAUGAUGGAUGCAAGGUGAGGCGGCUCCGAAUCCUCCAGCCCUAUGUGCUGAACUGCUGCUACUCCUCGAAUAGCGACAUCGUACUGGAGACUUUGCUGGUGCUGAAGAAUCUCCUGCGCCACCUCACCUGGCGGCACUCCUCCUCCUUCCUGAUCCAGCUCAGCUUCACGCUGGUGCCCUUCUUUGAGGAGGUGUCAGAGCAUCUGCGGUUGGCAGCCUUUGAGAUCUAUGGGAGUCUCUUGGCCAAGGUCAAGAAGAGAGGCCUUGUCUUCCCCUUGAAGCACCAGAUCCUCAACUUGCUAGUCCCCCUGGUGCUCCACCUGAGGGACGUAAAUACCGACGUGGCUCUGGUGAGAGGCCAGGCCUUGGAGCCUGGUCUUCAGUCCCCGUUUUCAUGGGAGAUCUGCCGGUCUGCCCUCUGCCACACAGCUGCCGUGCUGGGCUGGUCAAAGCUGAAAGCAGUAUUUGCAGAGAAAGAUGUGUGGAACAUUCUUGGAGCCCUGCUGGAGCAGGAGACAAACAAAGCCCUCUGGUUCCUGAAGCAGUGUGUGGCUCUCUUCAAGAGCCCACAGGUUCCCAUCCGCUGGGCAGCUGUGUGGUUUGCAGGCCAGAUUAUCCAAACCCUAGACUUGGAAGAGACUGAUGAAAUUGAGGAGGCGUACACAGCCCUAAGGCACAUGCAGAGAGACUCUGACCCCAUGGUCAGCUGCCUCACCACGCAGACUUUCUAUAUCCUGGAAGCCAAGAAGAAGCUGCUACUGGCCAAACCCCCGACCUCCUGCUUCUGCAGGAGGAGGCCCCAAAGGCACUACUUCUGAGCCUGCAUCCUUGAGUCUCAGAUGUAGGCCUGACCAUCAGACCCUGUGACAAUGGGGCCAGAUUCCUGGGUCCUGCGCUAGAAAUGGAGGUGUAUCCCUGCAGAAUCUUUGUAAUAAAAGGAAAAAGCAUGC
Messenger RNA from Piliocolobus tephrosceles (Ugandan red Colobus), 3403 nucleotides. Its product is annotated as maestro heat-like repeat-containing protein family member 7. Lineage: Eukaryota; Metazoa; Chordata; Mammalia; Primates; Cercopithecidae. Bases 1 to 2457 code for a protein of 818 amino acids. Gene Ontology annotation, cellular component: cytoplasm. The record is from RefSeq and is a predicted model, not a curated record. The transcript is spliced from 24 exons.